AUGGGCCAGGCACUGUGCAGGGCAAUGGGGGCACUCUUGGACCAGACAGAUAAGAUCCAGCCCCCAUGGUAUGACAAUGAGCUUAACAAGCUCUCAGAGGCUGAGAAUGAGUUCAUGGUUCUGAAGAGGGAUGUGGAUACAUCCUACAUGACAAAAGUGGACUUGGAAAUAAAAAUGGAGAGUCUGACCAGUGAAGUCAACUUUCUGAGAGCCCUCUUUGAAACUGAGUACAACCAGGUUCUGUUGGAAUCCAGUGAUAUGUCCAUCAUCCUGUCCAUGGACAACAACUGGCAUCUGGACCUGGACAGCAUCAUCACUGAGGUCAAGGCCCAGUAUGAGGGGAUCUCCCAGAGGAACAAGGCAGAAGCUGAGGGGCUAUACCAGGUUAAGCUUGGGGAGCUGCAGACUACAGCUAGCAGGUAUGGUAAUGACUUGAGGGGCACCAAGAAUGAGAUUGCAGAGCUCAACAGGGUGGUCCAGAGGCUGCGGGCCAAGAUUAGAGCAUCAAGAAGCAGGUGUACUAACCUGCAGGCAACAAUUGCUGACACUGAACAACAGGGUGAAUGGAUCCUCAAAGAUGCUCAGGCCAAGUUGGCAGAGCUCAAGAAGGCCCUGCAGCAGGCCCAGGAGAACUUGGCCUAUCUCCUGUGUGACUACCAGGAGCUGAUGAACAUCAAGUUGGCAUUGAAUGUGGAGAUCGCCACCUACAAGAAGAUGCUGGAUGGUGAGGAGUGCAGAUAA
Messenger RNA from Callorhinus ursinus (northern fur seal), 741 nucleotides. NCBI's taxonomy places the organism in Eukaryota, Metazoa, Chordata, Mammalia, Carnivora, Otariidae. The record is from RefSeq and is a predicted model, not a curated record.